This is a messenger RNA of Neocloeon triangulifer, 1355 nucleotides long. RefSeq lists its product as uncharacterized. The transcript has 3 exons. Bases 68 to 895 code for a protein of 275 amino acids. NCBI's taxonomy places the organism in Eukaryota, Metazoa, Arthropoda, Insecta, Ephemeroptera, Baetidae. The record is from RefSeq and is a predicted model, not a curated record.
CGGCAAUCAUAAUCUUUUAGUCUCACAAACAAAACGCACGAGUGGAAAAAUCACAGAGAGAGCAGACAUGAAGAUGUUCCAGAGCUAUCACUUGUUGAGCGGCCUGCUCGUGGCCGCCGCCUUCUUCCUCCUCACCGACGCUGCCGCCGUCCCCGAGACCUCUUCCGAAUGGAAAAUCGUCUCCAAGGUCCUCGAUGACUGCAUCUCCAAAGAGGAAACUUUCAACUGCUUGGGAGUGAAGGCCGCCGCCUUCAUGCAGCGCGCCCAGCGUUCUGCGAACAUCGAACUUGUCCCUGGUGUGGUCAUCAAGAAGGACUCGAACGACGAUUCUCGCGCCGGACGUGCCCUCAGCGAGGCCGAACUCGAAAACUCCCUUCCCGUUGAGGCCAGCGAACGUUCCGGACGCGUCUUCGACAUGCUCAUGGACGGCGCCGUCAACUUCCUCCAGAGCCACUCUCUUGAGGUCAAGCUGCCCGCCAGUGACAUCGCCCGCUCCCUCGAAACCGGCCGUCUCAAGCUGAAGAAGACCCUUCUGCCCCUGCUGUUGGGAGGUGGACUCAAGUUCCUCAUCCUGCCCCUGGCCAUCGUCGCCAUCGCCAUCAUGGCCUUCAAGGCCCUGGCCAUCGGCAAGCUCGCCCUGCUCAUCGCCGCCUCGGUCGGUCUGCCCAAGAUCCUGAGCGGAGGUCUCGGCGGCAUCUUCGCGCCCAAGACCAAGACCAUCGAGGUCGUGUCCCACCCCGUCCACUCUGGCUUCUCGAGCACCGGCGCCGCCGGAAACACCUACUCGUCUGGUUUCUCAGCCUCCAACGGCUGGAGCCGCAACAUCGACGCCCAGCAGGAGGAGGCCCAGAAGCUCGUGUACCGCGGACAGGCCCCUGCCGCCACCCAGCAGUAAAUUUAUUUUCCCUCCUGCGACCGCGUAACGGGCUGACCAAAAAGUUACGUCGCCGCACGGUUUUCCCCCCACAAGAGUCAACGCAAUUGUUAAUUUAUUAAUUAUUUACGAGACGCGACGAGUUUUAAUUUAAAUUAUUAUGUUAAAUACCUACACGCUCAGUCAGUGUUUAUUUAUUCUUUUUUAAAUUAUUUGAGACAUUGUCACACGUCUUCAACCAAAUAGUAGUUUCCUCUGUCCUUCCACUCUGUGAAUUUGUUAGCGACUCUCUUCGUAGUGAACAAAAAUUGUACACACAUGUAUGCAAAGUCUUUUCCUGUUUUUUUUUUCUCUCUAUAUUGUGAAAUAGUCUGCGCGAAUUUGCAGCGCACUCUGGUCGUUACCGUUGUUCAUCUUUACAACUACUUCUCACCUCUCUACCGCAAUAAUAAAAAACAUGAAAACAUGAUUUUACAGAAAA